Eutrema salsugineum is the source of this 1579-nucleotide messenger RNA. Its product is annotated as pentatricopeptide repeat-containing protein At2g38420, mitochondrial. The record is from RefSeq and is a predicted model, not a curated record. Bases 23 to 1393 code for a protein of 456 amino acids. Gene Ontology annotation, molecular function: protein binding. The transcript has a single exon. Lineage: Eukaryota; Viridiplantae; Streptophyta; Magnoliopsida; Brassicales; Brassicaceae.
GAAUUCACACAUCGAUUGGAAAAUGGCAAGAUCUUCAUCGUGGCACCGAAUGUCAAAUUUCUUCAGAAAGUAUCGAAAAAUCCCUCACUCCUCCUUCAAAACGAAAUGGAACGAAAAUCUCAAGCAGAAAUAUGCCAUGGAAGAGCUAAGAAGCGGCCUUAUCGCAGAUUCAGGCUCAAACGAAAACGAUGGCGUUUUGCGAACACUCAUAAGCUCCUUCCGCCUCCAUAACUGCGAACCCACGCCUCAAGCUUACAAAUUCGUUAUCAAAACCCUAGCCAAAACCUCUCAGCUCGAGAACAUCGCAUCUGUUCUCAAUCACAUCGAAAUCUCCGAGAAAUUCGAUACACCCGAAUCCAUCUUCAGGGACGUCAUCUUCGCCUAUGGAUUCUCCGGUAGAAUCGAAGAAGCAAUCGACGUUUUCUUCAAAAUCCCUAAUUUCAGGUGCGUGCCUUCUGCUUACACGCUCAAUGCUCUGCUCUCAGUUCUUGUGAGAAAGAGACAAGGCCUGAAAAUGGUGCCUGAGGUUUUGUUGAAAGCUAGUAAAUUGGGUGUGAGGUUAGAGGAAUCUACUCUCGGGAUAUUGAUCGAUGCUCUUUGUAGAAUCGGUGAGGUAGAUUGUGCCACAGAUUUAGUGAAAGACAUGAGUGAUGAUUGUUACAUCGUUGAUCCAAGACUAUACUCUCUGUUGCUGAGCUCUGUCUGUAAACACAAGGACUCUUCAUGUUUCGAUGUCAUUGGAUAUUUGGAAGGUCUGAGAAAGACUCGGUUUUCGCCAGAUUUGCGUGAUUACACAGCCGUAAUGAGGUUCUUGGUCGAAGGAGGAAGGGGAAAAGAAGUUGUGAGUGUACUGAACCAGAUGAAAUGUGAUCGAAUUGAGCCUGAUAUCGUUUGUUAUACGAUCAUAUUGCAAGGGGUUAUUGCAGAUGAGGAUUACAAGAAAGCAGACAAGUUGUUUGACGAGUUGCUCUUGUUAGGUUUGGUUCCUGAUGUUUAUACAUAUAAUGUGUAUAUCAAUGGCUUAUGCAAGCAGAGCGAUAUCGAAUGCGGGAUAAAGAUGAUGUCUUGUAUGGAGAAGCUAGGUUCUGAGCCUAAUGUAGUUACAUACAAUAUAUUGAUUAAGGCAUUGGUUAAGGCAGGGGAUAUGAGCCGAGCUAAGAUUAUAUGGGAAGAGAUGGAGACAAAUGGGGUUGAUAGGAACAGCCACAGUUAUGAUAUUAUGGUUAAUGCGUCUAUUGAAGCAGACGAGGUUGUUUGUGCUCACGGGUUAUUGGAGGAAGCAUUUAGCAGGAGCUUGGUUGUUAAGAGUUCAAGAACCGAGGAAGUCAUUUGCAGGUUAUGUGACAAAGGUUUGAUGGAUAAAGCAGUGGAACUUUUGGUACACCUGGUUUAAGGAGCUUGUGAUGACCUUUUUUUAUAGCUGUUGAACAACUCCAAAUACCAACAAUUUUGAUGUAUUUUGAUCUGAUCGAUGAUAGUUAGAAGUUGAUAGAAGGGAGGUUAAUUUGUCUAGCAAGACUUUGGGAAGUGAUCAAACUACGUGUUCAAAGCAGAAUAGAAAUCUUACAAAUGUAUAAAA